Messenger RNA from Caenorhabditis auriculariae, 6587 nucleotides. Lineage: Eukaryota; Metazoa; Nematoda; Chromadorea; Rhabditida; Rhabditidae. The record is from the annotation of a GenBank genome assembly.
AUGCCAAUUGGAGAUGCCGACGAAAAACCCCUUCUCCACUCGCCGGCCGUCAAGAUCAUGGUUUUUUUUUUUACUUUCUAACUGUUGAAGAAAGAAUUUCACAAGGAAAGUCGUGAAAUUUGUUGAAAGAGGAAAAUAUCUCAUCGCUUAACCCGUCUCAAGAUAGAAAUCUGAAGCGAAAGUGCUGAGAAUUUUCUUCAACCUGUCUUUUUCAAAGAUUUUUGAGUUCAAAAUUCUUGAAAUAUCCAUUUUCUUACGAUAGUAAGACGCCGAUUUCAAACAUCAAAUAUGUAGGAAAAUUUAGAAAGUUGACAGAAGAUCAAGUCAGAAGUUGAAAUGAAAUUCAACUGUAUAAGAAAAAUAUAAUGUCACCGGAAAGUAUAUUUGAAAGCAUAGGCAGAAAAUUAAUGUUAGUUGCGCUUCUGUGUUAUCAAAAAAAUUGAUAAGGCGAAUCCAAACUUAUUUUUUCUGUGGGAAGAUCAGCACUUGGCCAACCUGAAAGAAUGCGUCGAUAAUGGAAGGUUCGAAUAAAAAUUAUUUUAAGAAAUAGAAUCCGAAAUCUAUAUUAUUUUCUUUAUAGUUACUUUUCACUUAUACUGCAGAUUUUUUGCUUUUCAACGAUCUUUACAAGAUAUCUGUUAUAUAGACACUUUUCAAGAUUUUUCUUCAAGCAAUACAUGUUAGAUGUGGAUUUUAAAAACUUACAAAAAGAAAAAAAAACAAGGAAUAUCUUCUCAAUUUGAAUAUUUGUCAGAGAAUGAGUCCAAAGUGCAACCUUGAAGACUUUCCUUUUUGUUGGGAUUUCGGAUGAAAGAAGUUCGGACAUGAUCCAGCCUAGUCGGCUAUGUAAAGAUGCGAGAGGCAGAUAGUACAUGGGCUUUGCCUUUGCGCUUUUUCUCCGCCACUUAGCUUCAUCUCCUUCUAAUUUCGUUAAAUUUUUUGGCUUUUUUAUUCUCCAAGUAUUAGCGUCCUUUUCCUCCAGUUACAUUCCUGCGGUUUAUUUUUUGAUAUGAUGGUUUUUGCUCAUAGUAAGAGCAGUUUAAAGUUUUCAGUAGCUAGAGUAACCAUGGCGAAUAAAUUUUAUUCAUUGCGGUUUUUUGAGAUAUUCGAAAGAAACGAAAAAUGUUUGAUUCUUAUGAUAAUCUAUGUCUGAGCAACGCCUUGAUAAGACUGAAGCUGGAUAAAUCGAAAAAAUGGGCAUUCGACUUAGAAGCUGUACGAUAAGCUCGUAGAUCAUCAAAAUCAUGUUUUUACAGUACCGGUUUUUUAAAGGUUAACGGCACAGAUUGCAUCUUUUUGCUGUGAAAUAAUCGCGAAUUUUGCUGUUCUUUUUUACAGAAAUUUGGACCUUUUGCUGUAUAAUAAUCAUAAGUUUUGCUUUUAUAAUCCGUAAAGAAAAUUUCAGAUGGCCUCAUCCACUUUUUAUAUUAAGUCCCAACAGUUUUUGAGUUUUCCAAAGAGCCAGAAGGUUUCGUGAACAGACAGUACUUGAGUUUUUACCUGAGGAUAUUCCAAAAGUUGUUUCAAAGUUGGUUUCAAGGUGCCCCGAGUGUCUAUCGGUAGAGAGCAGACGGCUGCCGGCAGCAGCAGUAAAAUGAAGACGACGAUUUUGGUCUGGUUGACCCUCCAAAACAGCAUACACACUCUACUUAUUAGGUAGAUUCUCGUCGUCUUGAAAGAUCCGAAUAUUUCGUGUUGUUAGGUACUCUCGAGCUCGAGAAGUGGAGGCGAUGUUCGUGUCAACCGUCGCUGUUUUCCUCACCGAAGUCAUUAAAUGUCUCAUUUGUCUAUUUUUGGUCCUACAAGAGGAAACUCCUCGGAGGUUUUUCUUGAGUCUCUCAUAAUUAUAUAGAAAUGAUUUUUCUAGGUUUUUCUCUGCGUUGAAAUCUCAAAUAGUCGAACAACCGGGCGACACGAUCAAAGUUUGUAUUCCGGCGAUGAUUUACAUCGUUCAGAACAAUCUUUUUUACGUCGCCGCCUCACAUUUGGAUGCUGCUACCUUCAUGGUAUUGGUUCUAAGGUCGACAAAAAGAAAAAAAAAGUUCAGAUCACUUCUCAAUUGAAAAUCUUCACGGCCGCGAUUUUCACAGUUAUCAUUCUUCGACGCUCUCUCAAUAGAACUCAAUGGUUGGUAGAAAAUUACAUACGCACAAAAAAUAAGGGGCUUACACAUGUUAGCUUGUUGAUUAAAUUUGCAUAGGCUUUAUACAAUUUUAAGUAUGAACGAAAGUUUUGCUUGAAAAAAAAAGAAAAUCUAGCCUAAAAAGGAAAUAAACUCUGGUUGAAACUUUAUAUGCUACAAUUAUGGCGGAAAAAAUUGAUGAGAGAGCUAAUUUCUGUUUAUGACUUCAUUAGUUUGUAUAAGGGUGCCGUUAAUUUGUAAUUUUGAAUUGUUCGAUUUUUGUAAAAAGAUCAAUUCGAAAACUGGCUUUUCGACGCAUGUUUUGAGAUAAUCAUGGUUUAUCCUACUCAUAUUCCAAUAACAUGUUUUUCGAACCACUCACUUCAUCUAUGGAACAGUCGCCUCAUAAAAAUUAGGUUUUCAAAAGGAAAGAUUUUUUUUUAAAAAAGCAAAUUUCGUGAAGAUGUUGCCUUUCUCACUAGUCAAAGUGAUAAUACGAUUUUUUUGACCGCUUUUCUAAUAUUUUGAUAAUAAUGAUGUAUUUUGGCUGGUUUUUUUUUUGUGUAGCUUUUUUGGGCUCACCGGGGAUGAAAAUUUCGAAAGAACGAUCCAUUGGAGGUGAAAAAAACCUGGCUUUUUUUACUCAAAGAGAAAUAUUCCGUUAAAAUAGGAGUUCCUGUCGAGUCUUUCCUAGUCAUGGAGAAAGACGAAAUAAGAUAUUUUUUUAUAAGUGUCUAUCUGUACUGAUAAAUAGAUUUUUAAUAAUUGUUUUUUUGAUGUUUUUCUGUCUGAGAUGUAAAAAAAUAGAGAAGUAAUCGGGAUGGAGGCCAAGUACAAUCUCAUUAACGCCGGAAAAAAGUGUUGAUUGAGGUUCGCCCUGGGUGUACUCUUUGUCGGCGUCUCUUUGGUGCAACUGCAGACGACUGGCGCCGCUUCCCAUUUGGCCGGACAGAGGCCGGUCAUCGGUUCGACGUCCCGAUAAAAUCUCAUAUGCCUUUUUUCGGAUUCAGGAUUCACCGCCGUGGUGAUAGCCUGCUGUCUCUCCGGCUUCGCUGGAAUCUACUUUGAAAAAAUUCUCAAAGGAGCUGCCCCAGUUUCUCUCUGGAUGAGAAAUGUGCAAAUGAGCGUCUUCUCGAUCCCGGCCUCAUUUUUCGCAAUUUAUAUGCAAGUGAGGUCUUCACUUGAAUUAUCUUUAUAGUAGAAUUACACAUCUCGCAAAAAUAGCUUGUUUAACGAGUUUUAUUCAAAUUUUCAAGAAGAAACUAAAAGAAGCUCAUAAAAAUUGCAGGAUAGCGAAACGGUCGCGAAAUACGGACUACUGUAUGGAUUUGAUAGUAUUGUUUGGCUUACUGUAUUGUGGUACGGUAUUGGAGGUAAGCUUCAUCACAGUUUUUAAAAGUAUUUGAUCAAUUUUCAGAUGAUUCUCUCUGAAAUGACCAUUCUCUUAACAAAAGAAAAAAUAAAUCAGAAAGUUGAAGGAAAGAAAAAAAAAGUGAAGUUUUGCAGGUCUCUCUGUGGCAGUCUGCAUCAAGUACGCAGACAACAUCGCCAAGAACUUCGCGACCUCGGUGGCGAUCAUUCUGUCGACGAUUGGCUCGGUGUUUCUGUUCGACUUCGUUCCCUCGCUGAGCUUUCUCCUUGGCGCCUCCCUCGUCAUCUUCAGUAUCUUCCUGUACUCUUCGCACUCCUCCAUGGUCCACGCCUUGUCGCGGUUCCGAUCCGACGUCCUGAAGAGGGAGACUUUCUGUUUGUAGAUGUUUCCAUGCUUUAAUCUCAUGCGGGCGUUUUGUCAUUCAUUUAGUAUUUAUUGAUGAACCUUUGAAGUUAGGUAACUAUUGUUUUUCCUUUUUUGUUCUUUUCGCCGCGUCUUGAAGUACUUUCCUUCGCAAAAGAAUGGCUCAACCGCGAACCGAUUGCUUUGAGAAGCGCCCGACUUGAAACGACUCCCGCGCACAGUAAAGAAAGAAAACUAAUUUUAACCGCAGUGUAUUGAGCCUUUCUAAUUUCAAGUCGUGUCGAAAAAAUACUUUUAGAAUUAAAAAAUUCUUUUACUUCUUGUGUUUCAUUUUCUUUUUCUCAAAUAAUACGCAUUUCCGUCUUAACAGCUCUAAUAUUUGAAACAAAAUUUUUGACAAUUUAAUCAAAUCUCAAAAUAAUAUUCAUCAGUUCUCGGUUUUUAUACGGUUCCCUUUUCGACGCAAUCUUGAUAAUCUUACUUUCUUUUUUAUUUCAAGUGAUUGUGUUUCCGGUUUAAUUGUGACCCAGUUUAUAUAAUAGUUCUCAUGUUUAUCGAUAAUCGAUGCUUUCAUUUUUUUCAACUGUGAUUCCCUCUCUGUUCCUGUGGUUAAAUAACAAUUUUAUGGGUGUAAAGUGAAGAUUUUAUUUUUAGAUUUGUUUUUUUUUUCUGAGUUUUUCGGAAAAGUUGUACCGUUGUUUUAUCUUGUAAACCUUUUUUUUUUCAAAAGGAGGAAUUUUUCGUAUUUGGGAAGCUCUUUUUUUUAAAUUGCAUAAGGGGGUCAUAUUUAUGGAAGUUAUUAUACGUCGAGUCUUGAGGGGAAUCUUUUUAAUUUUAGCGUCUGAAAACUUUCGAGGAUAGGCUGGAAUUCCAAAUACUAUGCAUGCAUACACCCAUAUGGAUGACCUCGAAAAAGGCUUGAGGUUUUGAAAUCUCUUAUUAUUCUUGAAAGGUCAUAUUAAGGUUCCGUUUAGUCAAAACUGUUUAAGAACUUCAGAUCGUUCAGUCACUCCAGGUACAUAGAAAUUUGCAAUCUUCAACAUUUUCAUAAAAUUUGCAAAGAUUUUGAGAUAAUUUUCAGUGGGUUCUGAAGUUGCAACUCAAAGUAGUUUCAUUCUGGGACCUUGCGAAGUUCGAUAUUAUUUUUUUUUUUAGGAUUCCUCGAAGUUGGAUAGUAUUCAGAGUUUUCCGGUUAGAAGAGCUAAAAGAAGAAAAAAAUAUUUGAAUCGAAGUAGGACGAAAAGAACUACUCGAGAAUCGUAUAAACUGAGGGCAUGAGCAAUUGUGUGCAUACGUGUAUGAUUCGGGGUGUCUGUCCGUUUUGUGCUUCCAGCUGUUGCUGUUUCGCAUCUCUGGCGUCUCGUCGCCCCUCGUCCCGUCGCCGUUGGAUCCAACGCUUUGAUUCUCCCACGAAGUACGCCUUUGACGAUGCUUUUUUCCAAAGCUGCCUCUCCAUUUCUUGUUUUGUCUUUGUUUUGUAUAAUCAGUCCGUUCAAAAACGCUUGUUGAAGUCUUUGAAAGCUCAAAGUUAGAAAACUUCAUGAUAAUAUAAAACUUCUUGAAUUUAAAAGUUGAAAAGCACGAUAAAUUAAAUUUUAAGUACUUCUGAUCAAUCUGUCAAGUUUCAAAAUUAUCAAAAUGUGAGAAAAAUAGUUUUCCUAUGAAAUUUUUUGUAAUCUCACCACACUCUUGGGCUGAAUAGCUUCGAGACUGAAUUUUCGAAAUUCAAAGAUUGAUUUUGGCUAGGAAUUUUUCCCGUGAUAUCCAGAAAUAUUUAGAAGAAAAAAUAGCGUUAAUUUCACUACUUGUGCCUUGAAUUCAUUUGGUAACUUUUAAAAAUUUCGAGGCUUUUCCUUGGUUUCAAACUGAAAACACUCUUUUUUCGAUUAGAGCGAAAAGAAUGAAAUGGCUCUCGAUGAGAAUUCGGGGGAGAAGAAUGAAUCAUUUGCGGAUCUGUUUUUUCGCCCCAUUAUUCACUCGGUUUCCACUUUUCUUUUCUUUUUUUUGCCGAUAAUUUGAUUUCAAAAUUUUUCUAGUGAGGAAGUCCUUUUUCAUUCACAUUUUGAGAAAGCUUCAAAAACUUUCAUUCGGUUGUUUUCGCUGUCUGUUUGGUUUUAUAGAAUAAAUUUGCAUUUUUGAGCAUUUCACGCUCGAAAAACACAAAAAUGUGAUCUUCACAGUUUUAUAAGUACUCCCUGAUUUUUUUGUUAUCUCAUCCACAUUUUUCGGAUCUAAAACGAGAAUGUUAAAUCAUAAGAAAUUAUUUUCCAAUGAUCUUUUGCUUUUUGAAAACAAUGGAUGUCAUGAAGUUUUUUUCACCUUUCUUGCACGUUACCGAACUGAUAAAGCGUCAUUUUUAUCGAUUAUCAUUGGGGGCAAUUCUUCAAUCUGAAGAGGAAUGACGACAAAUUGUUUUUGAAACAUUUUCGGGUUGUUCAUUGAUAUUUUGAUGUCUUUUUUGUUCACCUCACGUCUCAGAUUGUUAUAAUUUGUUCUAAAUUAUGAUUGAAUUGGCAAGUUUGCAUUGAAUGCAAAUCAAUUUUUUUUUCAACGAUUUUAUUUAGCUUCAGGUUUCAGAAAAUGAAUAGUUAUACUACCUCGUUUUUGAAAAAUGAAAAAAAUUUUCACAUGAGCUUUGACCGUCGAAAAUUCUCGAAACGCUUUUAAAAACAGUACUUUUCUCCAUUUUAGAAAUAUCUUUUUACAGUGGACAAAGCUUUCGAUUUUUGA